ACUAGAGCUACGGAUAACGUUGUUUUCUACUCUGUUCUCUUCUCUUCCCUCCAAUCACAUGGCUUCUCCCCUUCUUCACCAGCCAACGCAGUUCUUUUUCUCCAACACCCAGUUAAAAGGACCUAGCCAUGGAUUCUUGUGGCGACCCCCUUGUUCUUCAUUUGGCGCCUCUCAUUCUGAAAACAAAGCUCGGCCCAUUAGAGCUUCGGUUGAUGCACCCACAUUUCCAUUGUUUCAGACUCCAAAACAGCAUGACUCAGCCUCUGAGUUGGAGCCUGCAGAUCCUGAUUUCUACAAGAUCGGUUAUGUCCGAAGCAUGAGAGCUUACGGAGUUGAGUUUAAGGAAGGGCCGGAUGGAUUUGGUGUGUAUGCUUCCAAAGAUGUGGAACCUCUCCGGCGAGCAAGGGUUAUAAUGGAAAUUCCUCUUGAAUUGAUGUUAACCAUAAGCAAGAAACUCCCAUGGAUGUUUUUCCCAGAUAUAAUUCCUAUAGGUCAUCCAAUAUUUGAUAUUAUCAACUCUACAGAUCCAGAGACAGAUUGGGACUUAAGGUUAGCUUGCCUCCUCCUAUAUGCAUUUGAUUGCGAAGACAACUUUUGGCAGUUGUAUGGUGACUUCUUACCAAGUGCAGAUGAGUGUACCAGCUUACUUCUAGCUUCAGAGGAUGAACUUUCAGAGCUUCAAGAUCCCGAUCUUGCUUCUACUAUGAGAAACCAGCAAUAUCGAGCCCAAGAAUUCUGGGAAAUGAACUGGCACAAUUCUGCACCCCUUAAAAUAAAGCGUCUUGCUCGUGAUCCUCGAAGGUUCUUGUGGGCAGUGGGUAUUGCACAGUCACGAUGUAUUAACAUGCAGACGAGAAUUGGUGCAUUAACUCAAGAUGCAAAUAUGCUUAUUCCUUAUGCUGAUAUGCUGAACCAUUCCUUUGAGCCGAAUUGCUUUCUGCAUUGGCGUUUUAAGGACAGGAUGCUUGAAGUUCUUAUAAAUGCUGGCGAGCAAAUUAAAAGGGGAGAUGAGAUGACAAUUAAUUACAUGAGCGGACAGAAGAAUGAGAUCCUAAUGCAAAGAUAUGGAUUUUCAUCACCCGUGAAUCCUUGGGAUGUGAUCAAAUUCUCAGGCAAUGCAAAGAUUCAUCUGGAUUCCUUUUUGUCCGUCUUCAAUAUAUCUGGCCUUCCCGAAGAAUAUUACCAUAACACAGAAUGUCUAGCAAUCGAUGGCGAUACUUUUGUUGAUGGAGCUGUUGUAGCUGCAGCACGAACAUUGCCAACUUGGUCGGACAAGGAUGUGCCUCCAAUCCCUAGUGCAGAAAGAAUGGCAGUAAAGGAGUUGCAACAAGAAUGUCGACAGAUGCUUGCUCAAUACGCUACAACCUCUAAGCAAGACGAGAAAUUGCUUGAUUCCUUGCCGAACGCUCCGAGGACGCUCGAAGCUGCAAUUAAGUAUAGAUUGCACCGGAAAUUGUUCAUUGAGAAGGUUAUCCAAGCAUUGGAGAUCUAUCAAGAUAAGAUACUUUUCUGAUCCCAAUAUACUAACUGUAUACUAGCACUAGCCAUAAAAAUUUUGUAGCAGAGUUGUGUAAGCCUGCAUCAUCAUAAAAUGUUGUUGUUACCCUUGAUUGCAGGGUCAGUUCAGUUGUAUCUAUUCUAGAUUUCUAGUCAUUUGCGCCCCCACUCACCCACCGACACAAAAACCAUUUUCUGUUUCUUGAUCAAGCUUUAAGGACAUCAGAAAAGAAGAUUAAGAAAUUGUUUCUUGUAUAAUUUUUAGAUUUAAUUUUAUACUAUUUAUAAUUUGUUUGGGCCUGUAAUUGUAAACAGUUUUGCAUUAUGUAAGAGACCAGAGAGAAAUAUAGGAAGAAAAGUGUGUAUUAUUGUCUCAA
Arachis duranensis is the source of this 1874-nucleotide messenger RNA. Its product is annotated as protein PLASTID TRANSCRIPTIONALLY ACTIVE 14. Gene Ontology annotation, biological process: chloroplast organization; plastid transcription; thylakoid membrane organization. The record is from RefSeq and is a predicted model, not a curated record. NCBI's taxonomy places the organism in Eukaryota, Viridiplantae, Streptophyta, Magnoliopsida, Fabales, Fabaceae. Bases 59 to 1513 code for a protein of 484 amino acids. The transcript is spliced from 13 exons. Gene Ontology annotation, molecular function: protein-lysine N-methyltransferase activity; protein binding. Gene Ontology annotation, cellular component: chloroplast thylakoid; plastid-encoded plastid RNA polymerase complex.